Molecule: messenger RNA, 1993 nt
Organism: Sander lucioperca (pikeperch)
Lineage: Eukaryota; Metazoa; Chordata; Actinopteri; Perciformes; Percidae
Product: isocitrate dehydrogenase [NAD] subunit alpha, mitochondrial-like
Exons: 11
Coding region: 80-1183 (367 amino acids)
Biological process (GO): tricarboxylic acid cycle; isocitrate metabolic process
Cellular component (GO): mitochondrion
Molecular function (GO): NAD binding; isocitrate dehydrogenase (NAD+) activity; magnesium ion binding
Source: RefSeq, a predicted model, not a curated record
UGACUUUUCCGACCGGAAGUUGCCUCUCGGACUGAGCCCUCCUCUUCCUGUCAGAGUAAAGCUCUUCUUCUUCUUCAGUAUGGCAGGCUGCGCGUGGAGGUCAAUGCUGUCCCAGGUGGUGGGGGGGGCCAAGAGGCCCGCCCUCUCUUCAGCUGCCUUCUUCUCCAGAGGGAUGCAGACGGUCACUCUGAUUCCUGGCGACGGGAUUGGACCAGAGAUCUCCAGCGCCGUCAUGAAGAUCUUUGAGGCUGCCAAGGCUCCCAUCAGGUGGGAGGAGAGGAACGUGACGGCCAUUAAAGGACCGGGAGGAAGGUGGAUGAUCCCGCCGGACGCCAAAGAGUCGAUGGACCGGAACAAGAUCGGCCUCAAAGGACCCCUGAAGACCCCCAUCGCCGCCGGUCACCCCUCCAUGAACCUGCUGCUGAGGAAGACCUUUGACCUUUACGCCAACGUGCGGCCGUGCAUCUCCAUCGAAGGCUACAAGACUCCGUACACCAACGUGGACCUGGUCACCAUCCGGGAGAACACGGAGGGCGAGUACAGCGGCAUCGAACACGUGAUCGUGGAGGGCGUGGUCCAGAGCAUCAAGCUGAUCACUGAGGACGCCAGCAGACGCAUCGCCGAGUACGCCUUCGAGUACGCCCGGAACAACCAGAGGAGCAGCGUGACGGCCGUCCACAAAGCCAACAUCAUGCGAAUGUCAGACGGUCUGUUUCUGAGAAAAUGUCGGGAGGUUGCCGAGGGUUACAAAGACAUCAAGUUCACGGAGAUGUACCUGGACACCGUGUGUCUCAACAUGGUUCAGGAUCCGACCCAGUUUGACGUGCUGGUCAUGCCCAACCUGUACGGAGAUAUCCUCAGUGAUCUGUGUGCUGGUCUGAUCGGAGGACUCGGAGUCACUCCCAGCGGGAACAUCGGAGCUAACGGAGUCGCCAUCUUUGAAUCGGUCCACGGCACGGCCCCCGACAUCGCCGGCCUGGACAUGGCCAACCCAACCGCCCUGCUGCUCAGCGCCGUCAUGAUGCUGCGGCACAUGGGUCUCCAUGACUACGGCAACAAGAUCCAGACGGCUUGUUUUGACACCAUCAGAGACAAGAAGGUGCUGACGAAGGACCUCGGAGGAAACUCAAAGUGUUCAGAGUUUACAGCUGAUAUCUGCCGUCGCAUCCAGGACCUGGACUGAAGCUAUGCACACGCCGCACGCCACACGCCACUGGGGGACGCUCUGACUCCCUCUGACUCCCCCUGACUCCCCCUGACUCCCCCUGACUCCCCCUGAUUCCCUCUGACUCCUACUGACUCCCUCUGACUCCCCCUGACUCCCUCUGACUCCCCCUGACUCCCUCUCACUCCCUCUUCACCUCCCUCUGACUCCCCCUGACUCCCUCUCUCUCCCUCCCUCCCUUCCUCCCUCCCUCCUUUAUCUCUGGUGUUUACAUAAAGAAUAAUCAUAUUUCCUGUAACGAGGCGAUAGAUAAGAAGCCUUUAUUGUCAUUAUGUUGGCGUAUAUAUGGCUUGUGUAGCUAGGGACGGGACAUGUGUCUCUGGGGGCGGGACUUGUGUAUCUGGGGGCAGGGCUUGUGUCGCUAGGGCGGGACUUAUCCCGUAGGAGGCGUGGCUUCUGCGGCAGCUACUCGGUCUGAUGAAACAUUCACAGCAAACAUACGCACAAAUGUUUUCAGUGACCAAUAGCGAAUGUUUUUACUCCGAGUUGAAUCACAACAUUCAUAUUAAUAACGUCAGCUCUCUGCUUUGUUUUUCUGGACAGUUUUUGGAUAUAUAUAUAUAUAUAUAUAUAUAAUCGGCUAUUUUUUUAACGGUAAACCUGUGUAACCGUAACUUAUUUAUUGUUUCCUGUUACUGUCUCAUGCUGCUCUCUCUCUCUCUCUCUCUCUCAUGAAUCUAUAAACUCAUAUAAAGGAGAACUCUGCUGUGUCUCUUCUGCUUUAUUCACAUGUUCAUUUAUUAAAAAGGGCUGUUUGGAAAGAUUAAA